Molecule: messenger RNA, 4416 nt
Organism: Elgaria multicarinata webbii
Lineage: Eukaryota; Metazoa; Chordata; Lepidosauria; Squamata; Anguidae
Gene: ACE2
Product: angiotensin converting enzyme 2
Exons: 33
Coding region: 16-4416 (1466 amino acids)
Biological process (GO): proteolysis
Cellular component (GO): plasma membrane
Molecular function (GO): metallopeptidase activity; peptidyl-dipeptidase activity
Source: RefSeq, a predicted model, not a curated record
GCAGCCCAACUUUUGAUGAAAUUUAAUGCUGAUGUAGAAAACAAACGUCAUGAAAGAACAGUCGCUUCAUGGAACUAUCAGAUGAACAACAUGGGAAAGAAUGCCAAAAAGAUGAAUAAAGCUGAUGCCAGGUGGUCAAAGUUUUAUCGUGCUGCCUCCCAAAAGGCCAGAAAAAUCAAUAUGAAUCACAUUUCUAAUGACACCAUCAGACUUCAAAUUCAUUUUCUGCAGAAUGAAGGACCCUCAUUAUUGUCUACAGAAAAACACAACCAACUCAAUGAUAUUCUAAGUAAAAUGAGUACCAUCUAUAAUACUGGGACUGUGUGCAGGUCAGACAAUCCUUCCAAAUGUUUGUCCCUGGAACCAGGUUUGGACGUCAUAAUGGCUGACAGCACUGAUUACGCAGAGAGACUCUGGGCUUGGCAAGGCUGGAGAGCAGAUGUUGGCAGGAAGAUGAGGCCUUUAUACGAAGGUUAUGUUGAACUAAACAAUGAAGUUGCAAGAGCGAGGGGUUAUUCCGACUAUGGCGAUUACUGGAGAGCAGAUUAUGAAGUAGAUUCUCCAGAGAAGUAUCGCUACAGUCGUGCGGAGCUGGUUGCGGAUGUGGACAGCACCUUUAAACAAAUACAACCUUUGUACGAGCAGCUGCAUGCUUAUGUACGGGAUCAUCUACGAAAGGCCUAUGGUUUACAGCGCAUUGAUCCAAACGGAGGUCUUCCUGCUCAUUUACUUGGUGACAUGUGGGGUAGAUUUUGGACAAAUUUAUACCCCUUAAUGAUUCCCUAUCCAAAUAAACCAAACAUCGAUGUAUCUCCUGCAAUGGUGCAAAAGAACUGGGAUGUUACAAUGAUAUUUAAAGCUGCUGAGAAGUUUUUUGUCUCUAUUGGACUCUAUAACAUGACUGAGGGCUUCUGGAAGAAUUCUAUGCUUGAGGAACCCAAUGAUGGCAGGAAAGUUGUUUGUCAUCCCACUGCUUGGGAUAUGGGGAAGAAAGACUACAGGAUCAAGAUGUGCACAAAAGUAAAUAUGAAUGACUUCCUGAGAGCAUACCAUGAGAUGGGCCACAUUGAAUAUUUUAUGGCCUAUUCUGACCUUCCUUUCUUGCUAAGAGGUGGUGCCAACGAAGGGUUCCAUGAAGCUGUAGGAGAGAUCAUGUCACUUUCUGCAGCUACUCCAAAACACCUGAAAAGCCUUGGGCUUUUGGAUCCUGACUUUCAAGAAGACAGUGAAACGGAUAUCAACUUCCUGUUCAAACAAGCUCUCACUAUUGUUGGAACGAUGCCUUUCACUUACAUGCUAGAGAAAUGGCGCUGGAUGGUGUUUUCGGGGGAGAUCCCAAAGGAACAAUGGAUGAAGAAAUGGUGGGAGAUGAAGAGAGAGAUAGUAGGUGUUGUGGAACCCUUGCCUCAUGACGAGACAUACUGUGAUCCUGCAGCUCUCUUCCAUGUAGCUAAUGACUUCUCUUUUAUAAGAUAUUACACAAGGACCAUUUAUCAAUUCCAGUUCCAUGAGGCACUUUGCAAAGCUGCUGGCCACACAGAUAUGCUUUACAAAUGCGACAUUUCUAAUUCCUUAGUGGCUGGUGCCAAGUUGCGGGACAUGCUUGCCUUAGGGAGGUCAAAACCUUGGACCCAAGCUUUAGAAACUAUGACAGGAGGAGAGAUGAGGAUGAACGCAACACCAUUGCUUCACUACUUUGAGCCCUUGCUUUCGUGGCUUGAAAAGAACAACAAGGACAACAACAGACCUAUUGGUUGGGAUCCAGCCUGGGCUCCACGUCAGGAGCCACUACAUGCUGGGCUAAAGAUGGGUGGAAACCAAAAUCAAAAAGAGACAGCUGCACUGGUUGCGUUCCCAACACGUUUCGACACAGGUCUUUAUCAAGGGAACUGGAGAAUACGGACUAUAAAAUACAUGAGCUCUGACGACUUCAGCAACCUGAUGUCUUUCAGCCAACUGUCUCCAACUGUCAACCACUUAAGGAUGUUGGCCCGUCUCUGCAUUAUUUGGAGCUUAAUUCUUCUGGCUGUGGCACAGAAUGAUACCCAACGGGCAGCCCAAAUUUUGAUGGACUUUAAUGCCAAUGUAGAAGACAUAUAUCAUGAAAGUUCAGUCGCUUCAUGGAACUAUAACACCAACAUCACGGAAGAGAAUGCGAAAAAGAUGAAUGAAGCAGGCUCCAGGUGGUCAAAGUUUUAUGAUGAUGCCUCCCAAAAUGCCAGCGAUAUCAUCAUGAAUAACAUUUCUAAUGAGACCAUCAGACUUCAAAUUCAUUUUCUGCAGAACAAAGGAUCCUCAGUAUUGUCUACAGAAAAACACAACAAACUCAAUGCUAUUUUAAAUCAAAUGAGUACCAUCUAUAGUACCGGGACUGUGUGCCAGUCAGACAAUCCUUUUAACUGUUUGCCCCUGGAACCAGGUUUGGAUGUCGUAAUGGCUGACAGCACUGAUUACGCAGAGAGACUCUGGGCUUGGCAAGGCUGGAGAGCAGAUGUUGGCAGGAAGAUGAGGCCUUUAUAUGAAGGUUAUGUUGAACUAAACAAUGAAGCUGCAAGAGCGAAUGGUUAUUCCGACUAUGGAGAUUACUGGAGAGCAAAUUAUGAAGUAGAUUCUCCAGAGAAGUAUCGCUACAGUCGUGCGGAGCUGGUUGCGGAUGUGGACAGCACCUUUAAACAAAUACAACCUUUGUACGAGCAGCUGCAUGCUUAUGUACGGGAUCAUCUACGAAAGACCUAUGGUUUACAGCACAUUGACCCAAACGGAGGUCUUCCUGCUCAUUUACUUGGUGACAUGUGGGGUAGAUUUUGGACAAAUUUAUACCCCUUAAUGAUUCCCUAUCCAAACAAACCAAACAUCGAUGUAUCUUCUGCAAUGGUGCAAAAGAACUGGGAUGUUACAAUGAUAUUUAAAGCUGCUGAGAAGUUUUUUGCCUCUGUUGGACUCUAUAACAUGACUGAGGGCUUCUGGAACAAUUCUAUGCUUGAGGAACCCAAUGAUGGCAGGAAAGUUGUUUGUCAUCCCACUGCUUGGGAUAUGGGGAAGAAAGACUACAGGAUCAAGAUGUGCACAAAAGUAAAUAUGGAUGACUUCCUGACAGCACAUCAUGAGAUGGGCCACAUUGAAUAUGAUAUGGCCUAUUCUGACCUUCCUUUCUUGCUAAGAGGUGGUGCCAACGAAGGGUUCCAUGAAGCUGUAGGAGAGAUCAUGUCACUUUCUGCAGCUACUCCAAAACACCUGAAAAGCCUUGGGCUUCUGGAUCCUGACUUUCAAGAAGACAGUGAAACGGAUAUCAACUUCUUACUCAAACAAGCUCUCACUAUUGUUGGAACAAUGCCUUUCACUUACAUGCUAGAGAAAUGGCGCUGGAUGGUGUUUUCGGGGGAGAUCCCAAAGGAACAAUGGAUGAAGAAAUGGUGGGAGAUGAAGAGAGAGAUAGUAGGUGUUGUGGAACCCUUGCCUCAUGACGAGACAUACUGUGAUCCUGCAGCUCUCUUCCAUGUAGCUAAUGAUUACUCCUUUAUAAGAUAUUACACAAGGACCAUUUAUCAGUUCCAGUUCCAAGAGGCACUUUGCAAAGCUGCUAACCACACAGAUAUGCUGUACAAAUGUGACAUUUCUAAUUCCUUAGUGGCUGGUGCCAAGUUGCGGGACAUGCUGGCCUUAGGGAGCUCACAACCUUGGACCCAAGCUUUAGAAACUGUGACAGGAGGAGAGAUGAGGAUGAACGCAACACCAUUGCUUCACUACUUUGAGCCCUUGCUUUCGUGGCUUGAAAAGAACAACAAGGACAACAACAGACCUAUUGGUUGGGAUCCGGCCUGGGCUCCAUAUCUUGAGGAAGCAAUCAAAGUGAGGAUCAGCCUGAAACAAGCACUGGGAGAUAACGCAUACAAAUGGGAUGCAGAUGAAACGUAUUUAUUCAAGUCCACCAUCGCCUAUGCCAUGAGAAAGUACUUUUGGGAGACUUAUAAUGAAACAGUAGCAUUUCAGGCAAAGGAUAUCCAUGUAAGUGAUGUGACACCAAGGAUCUCUUUCUAUUUUGUGGUCAGCAUGCCUAAUAAUAUCUCAGAUUUGGUUCCUAGAGCUGAAGUGGAAGAUGCAAUCAGAAUGUCACGGGGACGCAUCAACGAAGCUUUCAAACUGGAUGACCAAACUUUGGAAUUUGUUGGUAUCCUUCCAACUUUGGCACCACCUUAUGAAUCCCCAGUCACUGUGUGGCUUAUAGCCUUCGGCAUUGUCCUUGGUCUUAUAGUGGUUGGAUCCAUUGCAUUGAUCAUCAUGGGGGUGAGAGACCGAAAAAAGAAAAGAAGGGCAGCCGAAACCAACUUGGUCCGAACAACCACGCCCAACCCUUAUGAGGACCUUGGGAAAAAUAAUUCAACAUUUCUACAAGAUGAAGAUAGCUCAGCAUUCUAA